Mycotypha africana is the source of this 1315-nucleotide messenger RNA. RefSeq lists its product as uncharacterized. The transcript has 4 exons. Bases 21 to 1172 code for a protein of 383 amino acids. Gene Ontology annotation, biological process: exocytosis; piecemeal microautophagy of the nucleus; maintenance of cell polarity. The record is from RefSeq and is a predicted model, not a curated record. Gene Ontology annotation, molecular function: oxysterol binding. Gene Ontology annotation, cellular component: intracellular membrane-bounded organelle; cytosol; membrane. Lineage: Eukaryota; Fungi; Mucoromycota; Mucoromycetes; Mucorales; Mycotyphaceae.
AGGGGCCAACAUUGAUAAAGAUGACUGAGACCGAGAAUCGACUCAAUACUAUUCCUGAGGAUCAAAAGGGCAGUUUUGCCUCCUUUCUGAAGACCUUAUCAUCCUUUACUGGUGAUUUAUCUAAAUUAACAUGCCCCUCCUUUCUUUUAGAUUCGAAAUCAUUACUUGAAUUAUCCUCUUACUGGGCAGAUCAUCCUGAGAUUAUGGUUGAUGCUCCUAAGGGUUCCACUGAAGAAGAUCGUUUCUAUGGGGCUAUUAAAUGGUUUAUUUCAGCACUAAAUGGCGGCUUCUCUACGCGUGUGCCGAACGGUGGAUGGGAAAAGAAACCUUUUAAUCCUAUUUUGGGUGAGCAAUACUUCUGUACCUGGCAAAAUGGCACGAGAGCCACCUGUGAACAAGUUUGUCAUCAUCCACCAAUUUCCGCUUUCAAAGUCGAGAAUGAGGAAGCGGGUGUAUCUUUUACAGUAAAUGAUGCCCAAAGAACUCGCUUCUCCGGUACACAAUUGUUGGUAGACCAAAUUGGUUAUUGUUUGAUGGAAAUGAAAGGACAUAAUGAGAGAUACCUAUUUUCACUUCCAUCAAUUUCAGUCAAUGGUCUUUGGUACGCAGCACCCUACACGGAGCUUUUUGGUACAUCUUAUGUUCAAUCUUCUACUGGUUUCUUCGCUACCAUUGAAUACUCUACCAAGGGCUGGAUCCAUGGAGACUAUCAUUAUUUCAAGGCGACCAUAAAUCACAGGACCCUUUUGAAGGAUGGCCCUACUAUUAUUAAAGGACAAUGGACCAAAAAAUCAACUAUUACUAAGCACAAGCAGAAAUCAGAAACUUUCCUCGAUCUAAGUAAAUUACAAAGUCCUCCAGUCACAGUUUCACCUAUUUCUGAACAAAGCCCACUCGAAUCACAAAAGGUCUGGGAAAAGGUGUCCAAAGCUCUCAAAGCGGGCGAUUACCAAACUGCUUCUAUCGAAAAGUCCAUUGUAGAAAAUAACCAAAGAGCGCUUCGCAAAGAAAGGGAAGAGAAGGGUGAGGAAUGGAAGCCUGUUUAUUUCGAAGAAACAACGUCUGUUGAAUUAUUUGGUGAGCUUAAGGAUUUGAUAAUUAUCAACAGUAAUAAUAAAUUCAACAACACGUUCGAUGAGAAAGCAUGGAAGGCCAAAGAGGGUAAAAACUAAGUAUUCAUUCGUAACCUAAUCACCCUUUUCCCUUAUCACUGCAUCCUACCCUUAAUCAUACCAUUCACAUACUCCCCUUAUUACCUAUAAUGUGACAAUUGAACAGCUUUUAGUAUAAGGCAAGCCAUAUUACUAGUAUGAUU